AUGCAGUCCAACCAUAUGAAAUGAAUCCUUCUCGUCUAUAAAUCUACAGAAAGCUUUAACCUUCUUAAGUAUCAAUUCUGGGUUUUGCUUUAAAUAAAUCUUUCUUUUGAGUUUUCUUCUGAGUGAGUGCUUAGAGGUCUGAAAAUCAACCAUGGGAGCUGAAAAUGGGACUAAGGAUGGAGAAGCGGUGGUGGUGGUGAAGGAGAACUCCAAGGUGAAGGUCGUCAACAAGGCCACCGUCGUCCCGAAGCUAGUGGGGAAGCGAGAAUGCCCUUUGGUCACAUUCGAUCUUCCCUACGUGACCUUCUUCUACAACCAGAAGCUGUUGGUGUACAAAGGGGCUGACUUUGCGGAGGCGGUGGAGAAACUGAAGGAGGGGUUAGCGGUAGUGCUGGAGGAGUUCUAUCCGUUGGCCGGAAAACUGGCAAAGGAUGAAGAAGGGGUUCUGAGGGUGGAGUGUGAUGAGGAGAACGUCGGGGUGGAGGUUGUGGAAGCGGUGGCGGAGGAGGUAGCGGUUGCAGAGCUAGAAGAAGAUGAAGCUCCGAGUUUAGUGCAGGAGAUCGUGCCCUACUCCGGUGUCCUGAACUUAGAGGGGCUUCAUCGUCCGUUGCUGGCCAUUCAGUUCACCAAGUUGAGAGAUGGAUUAGCCAUUGGGUGCGCAUUCAACCAUGCUGUGCUGGACGGUCAUUCCACGUGGCAUUUCAUGAGCUCCUGGGCUGAGAUCUGUCGUGGGGCCAAAUCCAUUUCGGUCCAGCCCUUCCACGACCGAACCAAAGCGAGAGACACCCGCGUGAAGCUGGAUCUACCGGCAUCCAUACCUUCCCUCGCCGAUAUGAGCCCGGGCCCACGGCUCCGGGAGCGGAUCUUCCGAUUCCCGGAGUCGGCCAUCGACAAGAUCAAAUCGGAUGUCAACUCUAAUCUAUCCGACGGCUGCAAGCCUUUCUCAACCUUCCAGUCGCUGGGAAUCCACUUAUGGCGCGCCGUCACACGAGCGCGCAACCUGAAGCCGGAGGACUACACGGUGUUCACCGUGUUCGUCGAUUGCCGGAAAAGGGUCGAUCCACCGAUGUCGGAGGACUACUUCGGCAACUUAAUCCAGGCGGUGUUCACCGUGACAGCGACGGGGCUGUUGCUGGCGAACCCGCCGGAGUUCGGGGCUUCAAUGGUGCAGAAAGUGAUCCAGACCCACGAUGCCAAGGCGAUCGAGGGGCGAAACAAAGAGUGGGAGAGCGCACCCAAAUUGUUCCAGUAUAAAGAUGCCGGAGUGAACUGCGUGGCAGUGGGGAGCUCGCCGAGGUUUCAGGUGUACGACGUGGAUUUCGGGUGGGGGAAGCCGGAGACGGUGAGGAGUGGAUCAAAUAACAAGUUUGAUGGGAUGGUGUACUUGUAUCAGGGGAAGAAAGGAGGGAGGAGUAUCGACGUGGAGAUAAGUUUAGAGGCUCAGGCCAUGGAGAACCUGGAGGAAGAUAAGGAGUUUCUUUUGGAGGUUCAGUGAUUGAUGGGAAAGGGAAACUCUACAAUCUCCAUAUCUAUAUAUAUAUAUAUAUAUAUAUAUAUAUAUAUAUAUAUAUUAUAUAAAAGGAAAUAUUGAGUGGAUAUGGAUGUUGGUUUUAUUUUGGUUCGUUGUAAGAAGUUCUCGUUCCCUAUAUUUAUUUAGCUUUGUCUUUCUGGUGGACAUAUGUAGCACUCACUCUCACUCUGGAGAGUUCAACUUCAGUCACUGAGUUAAAAUGGUAUAGCCUAUUAUGAAUGAAGUUAAAUAGAGCCAUUCUGCGUUUGCCUUUUGCCUUA
Molecule: messenger RNA, 1791 nt
Organism: Nelumbo nucifera (sacred lotus)
Lineage: Eukaryota; Viridiplantae; Streptophyta; Magnoliopsida; Proteales; Nelumbonaceae
Product: BAHD acyltransferase DCR
Source: RefSeq, a predicted model, not a curated record